Molecule: messenger RNA, 2272 nt
Organism: Centropristis striata (black sea bass)
Lineage: Eukaryota; Metazoa; Chordata; Actinopteri; Perciformes; Serranidae
Exons: 10
Coding region: 110-2176 (688 amino acids)
Molecular function (GO): calcium ion binding
Source: RefSeq, a predicted model, not a curated record
UGAUGGAUUUCAGCUGCUCACAGGAAUCAGCAGCAGCAGCAGUUUAACUGAAGCUGUGAGACUUUCAACACAUUCAAAAAGUUUAACAGAAAAAGUUUUGUUAGUGAAAAUGCCAAAAAAGAUCAGCUGGAGGUCCCGAAGAGAGCUGCUCAUAUUUCUGCUCACAUUUGGUUUAUUGUGGGAACUCUGUGACUUUCAGGUGACCAGAGAAGAAGCCAACAAGCCUCCAGACGGACAGGGAGGAGACGACGGCGCCUUCUUCGCCCUGCGGAGCUGCCACCAGUUCCUGCAGGGCGACACCGGCGAGUUCUUCUCCCCGGACUACCUGUGCUCCAACCCGCCUCUGUGGUGCAACUGGACCAUUCAGGUGGAUCCAGCAAUGCGGAUCCACCUGCACCUGGAGGACCUGACCCCUGACGACGCCUGCCACCUCAAAGAGGACCAGGUCCACGUGGACGAGCCCGCCGGACAUUUUGGGGGCCACAGGGUCCUGCAGAAGUGCUGGCGGGAGGCCAAGUACACGUCCUCCUCCAACACGCUGUACGUGGUGCUGCUGAUUGGCGGCUGGCCCAGCCCGCCGUACAGAGGCUUCUACGGCCGCUACCAGGCGUUUGGACCCCCGGUGGUCUACAACCCACAGGAGGGGUUCACAGACAGGAAGCCAGAACCAGCUCCUGGACUUGUGGACUUCAGUGAGCUGGUGAUGAAUGAGCGGAUGGAGUCAGAGCCUCAUUCACCAGCCAAUUCUGAUCUCAUGUAUGAUUAUUAUGGUCGAUCUCCAGUCAGGACGUCUGAGGGGCCCUGGGAGCCAGAGGAGGCCGCAGAGACUGACCCUGAACCUGACCCUGAACCUGACCCUGAACCUGACCCAGAACCUGACCCAGAACCUGACCCAGAGGUUGGAGAAAACCACCAGGAGAACUUGAGCCAUGUCAGCCCGUCCACAGCUGAGCCCACAGUGCCGACCUCCACACAGGGGACCUCCCGAUCGGGGAGAGGUGCAGCUCAGACCACUUCAGUCCAGUCCGACGGUCAGAACCAGGAGCUCAAACCCACCUCGAGCAGCUCAACAACAACUCAGACUACUGAGGAGGACGAGCCGACACGUCCAGAGGAAGCUGCAGCUCCACAUCCAGAGGAGGAGGGGAGGUCUGCAGACGGAGCGGUCGGAGAUCUCUCAGAUCAGCUUCCUGCCCCCUCUGAAGCAGCAGAACCAGAACCGGAGCAGCCCGAGCCGACCCAUCCUCACCCCAACAUGGUGGAGCCUCUGUCGGACCACAGGGGGAACCUCGACAUCAGAAAUCACUCAGAAACUUCACAUCUUCCUGGAGAUCACCUGUUUGAGGUGGCUGUAGAAGUGAACUUCCACCGGGACGUGAAGAAGAGUUGGGACGACCAGGCGCGCACGCUGCUACUGGCAGUCAAGACUUUAAUCAGUAAGAAUCUGGAAGCUCUGCACACGCCGCUGUCUGUCACCUCCAAGAGAUUAAAAAGGCUGAGUACAGGAGUGCUGUACAUCCUGUGGCUGCAGAUUGGUCAGGGCCCGGGGGGUCUGCAGGUCCACAGGGCCGUCCACGCCGCCUUGCAGGACCUCAUCGAGGCGGGACUCACAGAAAACCAUGAGAAGGGCGUUGUCCUCUCUGUGUCGACUGCAGAUGUGAACGAGUGUGGCUCCCAGCUGGUGCUGUGUGACGUGAACGCGGACUGUGUGAACCAGUUCGGGUCGUACUCGUGCCGCUGCAGGCCGGGCUUCAGGGACGAGUCCGCAGGAGGAAUCGUCUGCGUUGACCUGAAGGCUGCAGGUUGCAGCUCCUCUGGCAUCUCUGCGGAGACUAAAGGCGUCUACGUGCUCUUCUUCCUGCUCAGCUCGCUCAUCCUGAUGCUGCUGGCGGCGGCCGGCCUGCUGUACCACCGCCACCACCGGGGGGCCUUCCUGGUCCGAUGCCACAGUGGCGACAGCUUUUCUCCUUCUGACCCCAACAACAACAACCACCACCAUCAUCACCACCACGAUGACUCCGACCUGCCCCCUCCACCUCCACCGGCCCGGGGCUUCAGGGAGGGCUGGCCUCAGGUGAAGCAGCUGUGUCCGGCCGUGGACCUGCCGCUGCUGCGCUUCAGCCCGCUGCUGCAGCCGGACGCCUACAGGGAGCCGCAGGAGGGCGGCAAGCUGUGAACACGGUCAACACAGUAUCUGAACUCUUAUUUUUAUUUUUUAUUUGUUUUCUGAUUGUCUGAUACUGUUUGAAUUAAAAUCACAAAAAAAACAGCA